AUGGCGGCGAAAUUGUCUGUGUUGUUAAUUUUAACAAUUUUAUGUGUGAUACAAGCUAAAAGUUCGGAGGAGCGAAGUCAUGAAAUUCGUAAUCAUGUGAAGAGCGACGCAACAGCAUUAAUAUUUGCCGAUGAAUUUAAGCAGACGCUGGAGAAGUACCUCUUCGGAAUUUGUCCACAACCCUAUAAGACGCGUUGGUUGCAGAUGCCCCCUCGGGAAUAA
Messenger RNA from Leptosia nina, 222 nucleotides. The record is from the annotation of a GenBank genome assembly. Lineage: Eukaryota; Metazoa; Arthropoda; Insecta; Lepidoptera; Pieridae.